AUGAACUAUGUCAUCAACCAAGGUUGGGCUUUCUACUGGGGCACGAGUCAAUGGAUGCCAGCGGAUAUCGCUGAGGCCUGUGAGAUCGCCGACCGCCUAGGAAUGAUCCGUCCCGUGGUGGAACAGCCGAAGUAUAACAUCUUCGACCGUCCUCGUGUGGAGUACGGUUUCCUGGAUCUGUACAAGAAGUACAAGUUGGGCUUGACGACGUACUCGCCCCUGGGGUACGGUGUGCUAUCCGGCAAGUACACGAAGGAUAUUCCGGAGGGUUCUCGAUUCUCGACGGAGUUCUACAACAAAAUGGUGCCGGACUUCCGUGACCGCGUUGUCAAGACCUUUGAGCUACAGAAGAUCGCGGACGAGCUGGGCUGCUCCCUUGCGCAGAUGGCUGUCGCUUGGUGCGUGUCGAACCCGAAUGCGUCAACGGUCAUGCUGGGAGCUCGUACGAGGAAGCAAUUGGACGAGAACCUAGAGGCGAUUCGAUUCGUGGAGAAGAUCACUCCCGAGAUCAAGGCUCGCAUCGAUGCUGCGGUGGACUACAAGGUGCAGAUUCCGGAGAAGGAGGCGCUCGCUAGUGUCCGUGCUCGUCACCUGUAG
Molecule: messenger RNA, 597 nt
Organism: Phytophthora nicotianae INRA-310
Lineage: Eukaryota; Oomycota; Peronosporomycetes; Peronosporales; Peronosporaceae
Exons: 1
Coding region: 1-597 (198 amino acids)
Source: RefSeq, a predicted model, not a curated record